AUGUCGUUUCUUGGAGGUCCAGAGUGCUCGACAGCCGGCAAUCCCCUCACCCAAUUCGCAAAGCACACCCAGAAUGACAACACACUUCAACGAGACCGGUUGGUCGGGCGUGGGCCGGGCGGCGUCGAGGAGAGCAUGCGCUCGCGGACCGCGCCCAAUGGAUCUGACCAGAUGAUGAACAACUUCAUGCAGUCACAGACUCCUCAGGCCUUCGCCAUGGACCAGAUGCGACAGGACUUACCACACGCACAACCCCUCGUGCGGCGGACGCCUUCGCCUGGCUGGCAGGCGGAGUACGAUCCUGGACAGCAAGCGAGGAUGGAGGCGGCCUUCACAAACUCGCAAACAGCACCGCAGCGGCACAACAAUUUCAACCCCGCAGAAUUCCAACGGUUUCAGCACUCAGGUACUUCCAGCGCCCAGCAGAGCUCGACGCCGGUUCAGCAGACCCCAGCGUAUGCGCCCAGCUUCCAGAGCCCAAUGAAUAUGGGUUACAUGAAUAGUGGUAUGGGCAUGGGCAUGGGCUACAGCGGUAUGCAGAUGCACCAGCAACCAGCCAUGGCACCAGGCAAGGGAAAGGAAAGGAUGGUUGAGCUAGACGACAAGAAUUGGGAAGAGCAAUUUGCACAACUCGACCAAGAUACGCUGUCCGAGGAAGCAAACUUGGCGAUGGAGAGAGAAUUGGAAGAGGUUGACAGGUUAGUUGCUCUUGAGAAUGCUCUUUUCGGCGACGUGGAUCGAACAAUGACAGAGUCUGAACUGAUGAUCAUCAGGAAAAUGACCGAAGACGUGGACUUCGAUAAUGCAUUCUCCCACGAAGAUCUGAACGCAUGGGAGAACUUCGAUUCCUCGUUAGGCAUGGGCAACGGUGCGUGGGCCAGGGAACCGAUGCUUGGCGACUACAUGUUCGAACAAAAUAAUCCUUUCCUAGAGAACGAAAACGCUACACGAUCGGCCUUCGAUCAAGGCAUCGAGAUACUACGAUCACACGGCAAUCUCUCACUAGCCGCACUGGCAUUCGAGGCCGCUGUACAGCAAGAUCCUAAUCACGUAGAAGCUUGGGUAUACCUUGGUUCCGCACAAGCACAAAACGAAAAAGAAUCGCCGGCAAUACGUGCCUUGGAAAGAGCGAUCACCUUGGAUCCAAACAAUCUGGACGCAUUAAUGGGCCUGGCUGUAUCUUACACCAACGAGGGCUACGAGACUACCGCAUAUCGGACACUGGAACGAUGGCUGAGCGUGAAAUAUCCUCAAAUACAUCCUCCAGAGCAGGUCUCGGAAGCGUCGGAUAUUGGUUUCACGGAACAGGCUAUAAUUCACGAAAAGGUGACGAACUUGUUCAUCAAGGCUGCACAACUCUCGCCGUCCGGUGCACAGAUGGAUCCAGACGUGCAGGUUGGACUGGGCGUGCUGUUUUACGGAGACGACGAUUUUGAAAAGGCGGUGGAUUGCUUCAAUGCAGCCCUAGCAUCACACGAAACCGGACUGACCAACAGCGAGAGCCAAGUCCAUCUCCUCUGGAAUCGGUUAGGAGCCACUCUAGCGAAUUCCGGAAAAUCAGAAGAUGCGAUCGCUGCAUACUGCAAAGCAUUGGAACACAACCCCAAUUUCGUCCGGGCACGUUAUAACCUAGGUGUCUCCUGCAUCAACAUAGGAUGUUACCCAGAAGCAGCCAGCCACUUGUUAGGUGCUCUCAACUUACACAGGGUAGUCACAGACGAGGGCCUGGACAAGGCGAGGGAGAUCCUUCGAGAUGGGAACGGUAACGAUGUGCCCGAUGCAGAGCUAGAGAGAAUGAUUCAGCAAAACGAGAGCACAAAUCUCUAUGAUACCUUGAAGCGAGCGUUGAGCGGCAUGGGACGGCGAGAUCUGAUGGAAAGAGUUGGCACGGGCAUGAAUUUGGAUCAGUUCAGAGGCGAGUUUGAUUUCUAG
Molecule: messenger RNA, 1932 nt
Organism: Cyphellophora attinorum
Lineage: Eukaryota; Fungi; Ascomycota; Eurotiomycetes; Chaetothyriales; Cyphellophoraceae
Product: Peroxisomal targeting signal receptor
Exons: 2
Coding region: 1-1932 (643 amino acids)
Biological process (GO): protein import into peroxisome matrix, docking
Cellular component (GO): peroxisomal membrane; cytosol
Molecular function (GO): protein binding
Source: RefSeq, a predicted model, not a curated record